AAAGUUGUUUACAUUUCUUUGCCAUCUUUUUAGGCUCGUUAUUUUGGAUUUGUUUCUCUCAAAAGCAAACGUUUAAUUUCUAAUUAUUACUGUAUUAUUAAUAUUCCAACAAUGAGUGAUAGUGAUUCCGACUCCGAGGGUAGUUCCACCAAUCUGAACUUGGCUAGUUCAAGUUUCAAACCGCUACGGGUGCUGUACUCCCGAAAGGCACAAACACCGGUGCCGGAAGCGAAAGUCCACGACAAUGUUCAGCAGUUCGAGUCGCAGUUCAAGUUGCUCGGUGGUUUCGGUGAAGUGUACAGUGAGGAACGCGUUAAAGAUAUCCGAGCGGCAAGCUCGACUAGGAAGGCAAUCCCGGUACUGGCCAAGGGCGAGCAACCGUUGAGGCGAUUCCUACCGCAUCAAGGUUUGGUGGAUAAACCACGACGUGCGCGCUUCCAAAAGAAUAUAUUCACAAGAUUGGGGAAUAUGGACGGUCCCCUUAGUAAGAUGCUCACCUGGAUGCGAGAGCGGGUACGGGUAAAGGUGUACACACGAAAGGAGAAAGGAAUCCGUGGCUACGCUACCGGAUACGUAGAGAUAUUCGACAAGCACUGGAAUCUGGCGUUGACGGAUGUUUUUGAGUCCUGGAAGCGGCGAAAGUAUAGCUACUCGCAGAAUAAUGUUUGUGCCCUUGGAGAGCCGCAAGACUGCAGUGAUAUGCUACGAAAGAUGGGUAUUAGCGUGCCAGAGAUUAGCGUGAAAUCUGUCGACAGAAAAUAUGUGAUAUGCACCCGAAAGGUUCCUAAACUGUUGGUUCGCGGAGAACAGGUGGUUCUGGUGACACCGGAUAAAGUGGUUGAUGCGGAUGGCGGAGAGUCUUCCAAAAGUUAGUUGAAAAUAAAUUUAAAAAGACA
Topomyia yanbarensis is the source of this 896-nucleotide messenger RNA. RefSeq names its product U7 snRNA-associated Sm-like protein LSm11. Gene Ontology annotation, cellular component: U7 snRNP. NCBI's taxonomy places the organism in Eukaryota, Metazoa, Arthropoda, Insecta, Diptera, Culicidae. The transcript is spliced from 2 exons. The record is from RefSeq and is a predicted model, not a curated record. Bases 112 to 873 code for a protein of 253 amino acids. Gene Ontology annotation, molecular function: U7 snRNA binding. Gene Ontology annotation, biological process: mRNA 3'-end processing by stem-loop binding and cleavage.